GAUGCAACUUGUGCGCAUCUCAAGGCCGCCUCCCUUUCACCCUCUAGCCAGCGUCAAUACCCAUGAAUAUAUGCGCGAUUGGGAAUGAAUAAAUCUGCGCAUCUACACAUUGCAUCCUGACAAUCUUGCCACUUUUCCGCGACAUCACAGGUGUCCUCGUCGCCGUGAAUUGCUUUUCGGACCGCGCGCGUCUCGGGUCAUACUGCGCCUUUCGGACGACUUGUGGACGCCCGAGCGAUAUACAAGUACUGCGCCUUUCACCGUAAUACCCAGGCUGGUCAAGAUUCGUCCCUCUCGCCAUGUCUACCUCUAUGAACACCCCCAAGAAAGCCGACCACCUCUGUGUCCUCGUCCAUGGCCUCUGGGGAAAGCCCGAGCACCUCAAAUAUGUCAGCACCACUCUAGGCGAACGAUAUUCAGAAGACAAAUUGCACAUCCUCGUAGCCAAGCGCAACGCUGGCAGCUUCACAUACGAUGGCAUCGAUACUGGUGGCGAGCGAGUGGCAGAAGAAGUGGAGAGGAAGCUGGAGGAACUAGCUGAGGCUGGACAUGACAUAACUAAGAUCAGUGUUGUUGGCUAUUCGCUAGGAGGCUUGAUAGCACGCUAUGCGAUCGGCCUGCUGUUCCACAGAGGCAUCUUUGAGAAGAUACAACCAGUCAACUUCACAACGUUUGCGACACCACAUCUCGGCGUACGAACACCCCUCAAAGGCUACCACAGCCACAUAUGGAACGUCUUAGGAGCCCGUACACUCUCCAUGAGUGGGAGACAACUCUUUGGCGUCGACAAGUUUAGGAAUACGGACAGAUCACUUCUAGCCGUACUUGCAGACCCCGAGAGCAUCUUCAUUCGAGGCCUCGCCCAAUUCAAGCAUCGGAGUCUAUACGCGAACGUCGUUAACGAUCGAACGGUCACAUACUACACCGCCGGCAUUUCGCAAACCGACCCCUUUGUCGACCCAGACGAUAUCAAGAUAAACUACAUCCCAGACUACGAAGAUGUCAUUGUCGAUGGUCGGCACCCAGUGUCUCAAAAGGAGCCAGAAGUGCCCCCAGCGUUAUCACAGCGGCUGGUACAGGGCACAUGGACAAUACUAGGAAGAACGGGCAUUGUCGCAGCCUUGACCGUCCUCGUACCGAUCGGCGUGUCAGCUUUCCUUAUCAACUCAGCAUUCCAAUCGAUACGCAGCCAGCAACGCAUCAGACUGCAUGAGGAAGGCAGGUCGGGCAUCGACUACGCGCGCUAUCGCAUACCGCUCAUGAUCAAUGCUGUGCGACGAGAAGCCGAGGGCAUGUACGAAAACGCAAACCAUGUUCAGAGCCAAGAAUAUUUGAGCGAGAGCUACGAACACGUAGGGUCUGCUUCUCCACGCUCGACACGCAAGGGCGAGUCCAAAUCCGACGUCGACUCGAUACAAGAGCAGAAGGAGGCCGCGACUCCUACUUUCCCUACGCUCGCACUUACUCAAGAACAAUUCGGUAUGAUUGAAGCGCUGGACAACGUAGGCUUCACGAAACACCCAGUGUACAUCCACAACCACCGACACUCGCAUGCAGCCAUUGUUGUACGCAUGAACAAGACUUCCUUCAAUGAGGGCAAGGUGGUCAUCAAGCACUGGUUGGACAACUUUGAAUUAUAAUCAACCCGCGGGGGUGUACAUUUUCUGUCUGCAUUUACAGCGGUGCGCAUGGAGUAUCUUUGGGAUGGCAUUCCCAGGAUAUAGAAGAGUUAUACCUUGAUCAUUUUGUUUAUAUAUGUGUUUCCAAAUACGAAUGUUUAAUCUGUUACUACAUCGCUACUGUUGCGUUCUCACAACAUCCCC
This is a messenger RNA of Alternaria rosae, 1823 nucleotides long. RefSeq names its product lipid particle protein. Lineage: Eukaryota; Fungi; Ascomycota; Dothideomycetes; Pleosporales; Pleosporaceae. The transcript has 3 exons. Gene Ontology annotation, molecular function: monoacylglycerol lipase activity. The record is from RefSeq and is a predicted model, not a curated record. The coding region runs from base 300 to 1640 and encodes 446 amino acids.